Messenger RNA from Racocetra persica, 1234 nucleotides. NCBI's taxonomy places the organism in Eukaryota, Fungi, Glomeromycota, Glomeromycetes, Diversisporales, Gigasporaceae. The record is from the annotation of a GenBank genome assembly.
GUAGAAAACAGUCUUAACCAGCAAGAAGGAGUGCAGCGUUUUUUUUUCGUUUUACGGCCUCAGCAACAGAAUAAAUAUCGAUUAUUAGUUGUGGGAAAGAAACAAUUACCUCUCAGCAAAAAAGACAGUUAUUUUCUAUUUUUAGAAGCCAUUAAAAAUAAUAAGGAAGAAUUGUUGUCAGCCCUACGAGAAAAACAUUAUUCAACCAAAACGCGAGGAAUUGCAAACUAUUCAGUCACCAAGGGCAAUUUGCCGGCUGGUUGUGCCUUAAUGACCGACACCUUGGACGGCUCCGGAAAUGGUUCUUCAAUCCUCAAUAGCAAAGGAAUUACUCACAUCAUUCAUGCUGGGCCAAAAGAACGGUCAAAAUUUCCUAGCGAUGAGGAAUUUGUUGAAUGCGUAGUCAAAUCCGUCCAAAAUUGUAUUAUUCUAGCGGAGAGAAAUAAUUUCGAAAAAUUGGCUGUUCCUCUCGUUGGUGGAGACAUAUUUCUUGGUAAAUGCGACCCUGAAAAGUUGGCGGAAGGAAUAAUCCGUGGAGUUACUAAUCAAUUAGCCGAGUGUCAAAAGUUAAAGGACAUUGUAUUGAUAGAUUUCGACCAAAAACCUCCAUACCUAUUUUUGAAAAAAAUCCAGCAGUUAGAGAAAGAAUUGUUUGGUGAUACCGCUUUCUUUGCGGAGGAUAACCAUUUUGUAGGAAAUCUAAAAAGUGAUAAGACAAAAGGCAUUCAAGUCCGAGUCGGAGAUAUCCGAGAUAAAAAUCUACAUAGUUGCUCCGCUAUUGUUAAUGCGGCUAAUACUUAUUAUGGUAUGGGAGGUGGGAUUGCUGGUGCUAUUAAGGUGGAAACUGGUAAUGCAGGAAAGAUAAACGCCAAGGCCAAAGAGUUAAUUAGUGAGUUCAAUUCGUUGAUAGGCGAUAGUAGUGGACCAGAACAACCACAACCCAAUCCAAAACCAGGUGAUAACCCCAAACCUGGAAAAAAACAACCCUCCGACGACUCCCCAGGACCUACUCCUGACAAUGGAAACGGAAAUAACGACAACGGGGACAAUGGGAAAGACGACAACCAAGAACCCACCGAUAAAGGUCCAAAAAACGAUACUGACCAAAGUCCUAACGAGUGGAGGGAAGAAUUAAAAAAUAUUGACCCAAUUAAAAAUCUGCUUGAAAAUGUUAAAGAAAAUAACAAUUUUUUAACCGAAAUCUCCUCCAAUCAUUCGGCUCCUGACCUUAAUA